UGAACAGUAAGCGUUUUCAAGCCAGGACCAGCGGAACGGGCCGGAAGAGCCUGAUCCCCUGAUCCGGGGUUAGAUUUCGUUCCUGCGUCUCUUGUAUGCCUUGGUAGUGGGCUUUCAGGACACCCGGCUGCAGUCGGCACACGGUUCACCCCUUUGUGGCGCGGACCCCCCACCCCCGCCCUGGCGCUCCCCUCCCCCGCUGCCCAGUCCCCGGCUCUUGGGGAACAAUCGCGGCUGAUUGAGGUUCACUCUGUUAGGCUGCAAAACUGGGCUGUUAUUUAGGAAGUCAUUAAUCACAUCUCCUCCCCCGGAAAGAGAUGGCGGAGAAACCUGUGAAGUACUAUUUCUUACCAGCCCUCUCUAAAAUGUUCUGGAAAGAUAAACCUAAACAGUUUAAAGUGGUGAUAAUUUUUCUGAUGAAAUUUUAUUUUAAAUUUGAAAAUCAGUUGAGUUUACAAUUAGGGAAUCCCCUUCUUUGUAGUGUAAGUUACCAUUAUCUAAAGUUUUAAUACAGGGUAUGUAAUUAAGAUUAAUUUGUUUUAUACAUUACAUAUUUUCUUCUAAUUAAAUUAAGUAUGAAACGUAGUGUCCCGAGCAGGUUUAAUGAUAUGGAGUGGCCGAAUUCUUAAGGGCAAAAAACCUUAACGUGUGUUGCUUUAUUUAAAUGCCUGUGCUAUGAGAUUGUUUAGACGGGCUUGUGUGUGGGGCACCGUGUGCACAUACACGACUGCAGUUUUUCUAAAUGGACGAUUCACAAGGAACCCUCCUCCAUUGUGCCUAAAUAGAAGGAUGAAACCAGCAUUUCAGAUUUAUCUGUAAAGAAGCACCUCAAAUGGUCUUUAAGAUGUUUGAGUUUUUGGUGCUCAUUCAUAAAUUAUUUUGAUGUCAGCACAGAUGAAAUGGCGAUUGGUUAUCUCUUCCUCUUGCCGGCCCCUUAAGGGUCCGAGGUGAAAUUAGUAGCAAGAAAGCAUGUAAUUGACAAAGUCACGUGUGCUCAGGGGGCCAGAAACUCGAGAGAGAAGAGAAAAAAAUCAAAAGAAGGAAAGCACGUUAGACCAUGCGAGCUAAAUUUGUGAUCGCACAAAAUCAAGAUGUUAGAUUGAUGCCGAAGAGCGCGCCGUUCCAAAGGGAAAGUUUUCAUCUCUCGAGUCGGGAGCAGAGGGCCCGUGGGGCAACAUGGCCGAAGGCGGGGCAGGCAGAGGUGGCGGAGAAGAGCCCGGGAAGCUGCCGGAGCAGGCAGGGGAGGAAUCCCAAGUUUUGCACGGGACUGGCCACUGUAAGUGGUUCAAUGUGCGUAUGGGAUUUGGCUUCAUCUCCAUGAUAAACCGAGAGGGGAGCCCCCUGGACAUUCCGGUGGAUGUGUUCGUACACCAAAGCAAACUAUUCAUGGAAGGAUUUAGAAGCCUGAAGGAAGGAGAACCAGUGGAAUUCACCUUUAAAAAAUCUUCCAAAGGCCUUGAAUCACUACGGGUAACAGGACCUGGCGGGACUCCCUGCCUGGGAAGUGAGAGAAGGCCCAAAGGGAAGACACUACAGAAAAGAAAACCAAAGGGCGAUAGGUGGAGACGGCAGGAUUUACUGAUGGAUCAGAAGUGGACUGUGGGAGAAGAAGAGUCCAGGAUGACUCCAAGAUGCUACAACUGCGGUGGCCUUGAUCACCAUGCGAAAGAAUGCAGUCUACCUCCUCAGCCAAAGAAGUGCCAUUACUGUCAGAGCGUGAUGCACAUGGUGGCGAACUGCCCCCUUAAGACUGUCGCCCAGCUGCCUGCCAGUUCUCAGGGAAGACCGGAAGCGGAACCCCAGCCCUGCACCUCGGCCUCUCCGAGAGCCGGGGGAGGCGGGCCUGGCCGCACCUCCCCGCCUCGUCCUCCGGAGGCCAGGGCGGGGGGCCCGGAACGGCCGGGCAGGUCCCCGCCAGAGGCUUCCUCCGCCAAGGCGUCUGCAGCCUCAGAAGAGCCGAGCAAGAAGGGGCCUUCGGUUCAGAAAAGAAAAAAGACAUAGCCCUGCUUCCUGCUGCGUUCUCCUCCCGGCUGGGAGGUCUACCUCGUGCAAGUGCAGGGAAGCAGCAUUCAGAGAGAGCAGCCUGGGAUGUUUAACUGCUGUGAGAAAUUGUGGAUUUUUAACAGACAAAUCACUCUAAGCAAAUUGCAUUUGAACAAGUUGUCAUGUUUUGUGUGUAAUUCAGAGACUAAGAUGCUAUAUAUAUCAAUAUAUGCACACGUGAGGGGGCGGAGCCUAAAUCUGUGCGCAGGUGUUUAAGGAACCUCCUAGGAUUGCAGACAUAUACAGAGAGGGUUUCUGUGUGUGUGUGUGUGUGUGUGUGUGUGUAUGCAUAAGCACACCCGCCCUCACAGAAUCGGACAUCUCUAAGACACUGAAAAGCCACGUGAAGUACUUAAGAUGGUUUAGAAAAUAAUCCCUUGAGUUUUUCUUAAACUAUCACUUUUUUAUAUUACACAACAUGAAAACAUGACUGUUACCUUUUGUGUGAACCAAAGGAAACUUCAGAUCUCAAAGCUGCCAGUCUAGGGUACUAAGGGUUUGUAAGACAUCCAGUUUCUACCAAGUUUGGGAUUGCCUUUUUCUUGCUAUGUAUGGAGUGAUUUUUUUCUCCCAUUUGAAGGUAGUACCUUAACUCCACAUGCCUCUGACUGCCAUAACUGUUUUGAUUCUGGAAUAUAUAGCUCCAGAAGAGACAAUGAAUGUGUAGUUUCUGUGCCGACAUUUCAGUGUUUUUAAUUCUAUAUUUUGAUUGUAAAUUACAUGCCUAAUAAGAGAAACAAAGGGGAGGGUAAUGUAUAAAUGUAGUAAGUUGGUGAUUUUCAGUGGUAUUUUGAUCCGAGCUCGUUAUAAUCUCUAACAUGUUCUGAGAGUUUUAGGGGUUGUGGCAACAGCAGCUCCCCUUAAUUCAGUCAGUCUUGAUCCAUUGCCAAGUGCAGGGAGUCCUCCUUAUUUACUACUGAAGACCUUUCCGGAAAACUCCAAUCAUAUGGUCUGUAUUUUUUGGUGGCUAUUUUUACUCCCUUUGAAGAGUUCUCCAAAAAGCAGCAUGAAAGUGAAAAAUAAAAUACUGGGGUUGAGAGUAAAAAUUAAGUGGAUACUCAGAACUGUCCAGUAGAUUUGACCUGUGAAAGAUACUAAACCCUAGUGUUUGGUGGCAGGCAACUACAGUGACAGGUCUGGACAGAGUACUGAAGCCUCUCCCACCACGUAGCUGGAAGUGUCUUACCCAGUAGCAUUGAUCUGAUGACUGUUCCCCUCAGUACUUUCAGAGAAGGAACCCGAAAAGGGGGGUUCGGGGUGAACAUCAGAUGCUACUUCUCAAGCUGAUUUUCAUUACCAUGACAAACUGGAUAGGGACCAGUCACAGUGUCAGUCGCUUUAGGUUUCAGUCAUGAAAAAAAAAAUUAACCUGGAAUCAUCCUGUUUUUAGACAUUAUAGGCAAAUUUCUGAAAAUCUCCAAAAAGGUACCAAUUAGUUAGAAUGCUUACUACUGGCAAUAAGUAUAGUUUUGUAUGCGCCUGUUAAUGUAAGCUCAGAUAAUCAGCAAGAAGACCACUUGACUCCGUAAGAUAACUCUGCUGGACCGUUCUGCUCCCUUUUGUGCUGUCCUGCGUGGGUGCUGAUAAAGGUGCCGCUGUUCCAGCAGGCCACCAGAACAGCGUGCCUGGGCUGGGCGGCCAGUCCUCAUCUCUCAGCGCGGAGUUCACAGCACUGUUUACGGGAUCUCCAUGGUGUGUACUGAAGUGUCAGUGUGCCGCGAGGCCUGCCUUUGACGAUAUUGAAUGUGAUGUAGCUGUAGAGAAGUAUUUCCCUACGUGAGGAUUACAAGCUUAUUUAAAUUAUAUAGACAAAUCAAAGUGGCAUUGCUUAAUUUUUAGCAGGUAUAACAAGCAGGUUAACAGUAAAAAUGUGAAAUAUGACAAGUCACUUUGACAAUUCAAACCAAAGUUCCUUGACUCUGUAGAAAUAGGAAAUUAUGGACUUGAAAAUUGGGCAUUCCCUGUAUAUAUAUAUAUAAGAAGUUCAGAGCUGAGAUGAUGGUAUGAAUGGAGAACUGUGGCCCUUGUAGGUACCAUUUUAAAUCUGUCUCAGCAUCUGACUGCACCGACCCACUAAGAGCAUACACCAAACCUAUCAAUGGUAAAAGUUGGAGUUUAUUUUUUUAUAUGAGAACACUGUCACUAUUACAUAACGUACUCAGGACAAAAGAACUUUGCUCAGGGAACAUUCCAUAUAAUGUUGCUAUUUCCUACAGACUAGUCUACAGUCCUGCUUACUCAAAACAAGCCAGAUAACUUAGACCUUUAUGUAAGUACAUGUACUUGAUGUUAGUAACUACCUCUGAGUUAGGCCAUAGAUCAGAAUCCUGAAUGUCAGGUAUCAGUUCUGUGUUUAUUUCCUGUGAAAAGUCCUCCAAAGCAGAAUUCCUUUACUCUUGCAGAUGUGAAUAUCACUGCUACUGUUCAUGCACAUGGUGAAUAUUCUGUUUACAGCACAGGGCUACCUCAUUGUUGAUACAAAGCACACCUCGAUGCUGCUCUAGCCUUACAGAUGACUGGGAAUUCUCUGGUACAGAAUCUUUUUUAUCUGUAUUAUAGAUAGCAAUUCAUAACUGCAUGUUUUGGACAAAUGUGUUUGAAUAAUGAAGAAUCUCACUUUAAUUAGCAAAGUCUCCAAGCAUUUCCUUAAAGUUAACCAUGUAUUUAGUUUUAAAAACUAUGGGCACUCUUUGGCUUAAGCAAACCAGAACACAAGCAAUCUUAGAAAUAGCUGCUUUGCCCAAAGCUUGGGAGGGGGGCGGGUUCAGAAAGGUUAGCAGGCGGAGAGGUUGGUGUAUGAGUAUACGGUAAUCACACCAAGCAAGUUGUAUAUGAAAUAUGCCAAACUCCUUCAUUUACACAUCUCCGUUGCCCCAGGCAGGUAGUUAGCACUGGCUUGCCAAGGAGUGAACUUCAAGUGCAAUGCCAUUCGUAGCUACUGAGGAAAAGGGUCUGUGGGAAGCACUGGCUUGUAGGAGUUACUCCCGGUGAGCGCUAGGUCUGUGAGUUAAGCUGCCUCUUGAACUCAGCCUCGUGUCAGCACAAAUCUAAUUCUUGAAGAUGCACUGCCAAUCUCUGAGCCCCGUGAGCUGUUGUUUUGUUUAAAGGCAGAUUAUAGUGAAAGCAUUUUUAUACUAGCAUUUGUAGCCUUUGGAUGUAUUUUUACAGUUGAAAGACUUAGAAUGGUUUUUACCUGCUUACAACUUGGAAAUUCCGCGUGCAAUGUAAAGAAAAAGAUCAAGAAACAUCAUGUUAUUAGCAUCAGCCCAAUUUGAUUGCCAGUAUUGUUCUGUAUUCUGGCUCAGUUUUAUUUUGCACCAGUGCAGCCCCAAGUUACUGCUGGUUGUAUUUAGUUUGUGAAUAGAAGCCCAUAAGUGUUAAUAAAGUUUGUAACAUUCACUUUAAGAUGGAUUAUUCAGAACAUGGGAAAUCUCAUUAAGUCUUAACGUUAAUUUAAAUUAAUUUAUCUGUUUUCCCUAAGAAAUGUUUAUCAUAAAAUAUAUAUGUGCAUUUUCCCUUUGGUUAUAAAAUUUGGGAAAAUAUGCAGCCGCACUGACUUUAAUUUUCUAGAUGUCUUAAUGAGGUUUGUUUUAGAAAGGAAUGACUUGUUGAGAGCAUCAAAUUUUGUCUAACUUAACUGUCAGCAGCCUGUUUAAGAUUUGGUUGUGUGAUCUGUGUCCUAGUUUUUCUGUUAAGAGUGACAGGUUGACCUAGGCUUCAUUGUUAAAUUUUAUGUUUGGAACGAAGCUGCAAAGUUAUGGCAAAGUACUGUACUGUGAGAAAGUAUUAUGAUAUUUAAUACAUCUGUGGCUGUUCCCAGCUUGAUAAUGAUGGUGUUGACUACCUCUUUAACCCCAUCUCUCAACCACUGGCACCUACCACCAAGCUGGCUUUAAUAUAAUUAACACCUUUACCAUACUAGAGACCAAAGUGAACCCUAAUUCCUGUCUUUAAUACAGUGUUUUAUCUAGUGUUUUAAAAUUAUACUGUAUAGUAUUUAGAUUUAACCUCAUUGUCCAUUUUGAUUCAUGUUGUUUACAAGUGAAAAUUUUAAAAACCAGUCGAACUGUUUUUAAAGAACAAAAAGGGGUUGAUGGUGAGAAUGGCACUUCACUCGUGUUCAGUCACCUCGAUGGACUAAAGUGCUGUUUGUCUUUCUGCAAUGUGGGUUUAUAUUCUCAUUUCAUGCUAUUGUCUUACUCUGUUAAUUAUGGAUAUUUUGAGGCUUACAAAGUACUUGAUUAAAAAAUAAACAUAUAACAUUGACUUUUAUUAUGGAUUUUGGAGAUUGUCAUGAUUUAUGUGAUUGCUAACUUGAAUAAAUGGAUAAACAGUCACUUAGGCAGAGAUUGCAGCAAUGGAAGCAUAAGCUAUCGUUGCAGAGAGCGGUAAUUAUUAGCAUUGAACUUACUUAGGACAGUACAAAUAAAAAGGAAAUGUGGGUCUUUAUCUUAGGGAAGUGCCCUGUACUAUUUAGAAGGAAUUAUGCAAACUUGUGAAUCAAAACAUACCUUUUGUGGUCAACAAGAGUGGCCUGGAGCCAGGGAUCUAGCUCAGCUCAGCGCCUACCUUGCAAGCAUGAGGUCCUGAGUUCGGUUCUUGGUAUCUCCCUGCCCCACAAAAAGAGUGGCCUGAAGUAAAGUUUCCAAGCCUUUCGGAAGAUCAUUUUAGACUUUUCUUACACAUUUUUUUCCUAAUAAUUAUAAAGAAUUUGAAAAAGACAAUCAUAAUCAGGGUACACGGGUACCAAAUAUCUAAAAUGUGAAUUUACAUUCCUUAAACCUGCACGGCAGUCAUCAUGUGCUGUAAAAACAAUUUGGUAAAAUUUGAACAUGUUGUAAAAACAGUUUGGCAAAACUUGAUUUCUACAGGUUGGCCAAACCCAUAAUUAAAACUCAUUUGCUUCUCUCUA
Messenger RNA from Cavia porcellus (domestic guinea pig), 6955 nucleotides. It is a transcript of the gene Lin28b, whose product is annotated as lin-28 homolog B. Gene Ontology annotation, cellular component: cytoplasm; nucleus. Bases 1177 to 2001 code for a protein of 274 amino acids. Gene Ontology annotation, molecular function: mRNA binding; zinc ion binding. Gene Ontology annotation, biological process: pre-miRNA processing. Lineage: Eukaryota; Metazoa; Chordata; Mammalia; Rodentia; Caviidae. The record is from RefSeq and is a predicted model, not a curated record. The transcript is spliced from 5 exons.